CCGGUUUCACUUCAUAGACAAACCUCAUGCAAGGCCUCCAACGUUAAGAUGACAUAGGAAUCUCCGCGGCUUCUGUCUCUAUGUGAAGCCAUCACAAGAACGUCGCUCUAUGGAUGGAAGAGCCCGACGGGCCGAAAACCACCAACAAGAUCGCAAGGAUUGUCCGCUUUGUGGAGUGCCACAGCGGCUUGAUGGGUGUUUCUGACCCACAAGCAAGCAGUGCCAGCCUCUCGAUGACCGGACUCCUCCCAUCGAGGCUUUUUGCUGCAGCUCUCAACAUAUGGGCCGGAAGUUCGGUACAGCCACUGUCCAUCUAUAAAGGAACCUGCCUCCCUCUCCUCAAUUCAUCAUCCACUCACUCUUCAGACCACUUCAUCCACUCUACAACCGCCAAACCCCAACCGCCAACCUUCAAAAUGCAGUUCACUCAGAUCCUCCUCCUCGCCAUUGCGCCUUUCAUGGUCGCCGCCACUCCAGUUGACGCUGACGGUGUCACUUCCGUCAACAGCUUCCCCCUCGAGGCCCGUGGUGGCAAGGACUUCUGCGGAAGUGAUCUGCGCUCUGCUGGCGCUGCUUGCACCUUCGGUGGUGGCGAGAACGACCCCCACGCCUGCGGUGUCAAGGACCGCCAGGUAGUCCUCUACUGCAAGGGCGGUGUCUGGACCAUUGACCACCGCUGCGCAGCUGGACAGAUCUGCAGGUGCAACAAGGGUACCCCCAAGCGUGGUGACCUCGUCUGCAAGUCUGGUUAAAUUAUUGGUUGGUUUUGGGUCAGAAGUGUUAAAGAGCGGAUUUGGGGGAUUGUAAGGUCGGGCGGUGGAGAAGUCUCUCAUUCAAGGUUACAUACCACCGAGUUGCUUAACAACGACCUGAUACAAUGAAGUCGUCUGAGAACUCAUCAAACUCAUCUUGAUCUUAGAAA
Alternaria rosae is the source of this 922-nucleotide messenger RNA. RefSeq lists its product as uncharacterized. NCBI's taxonomy places the organism in Eukaryota, Fungi, Ascomycota, Dothideomycetes, Pleosporales, Pleosporaceae. The record is from RefSeq and is a predicted model, not a curated record. The transcript has 2 exons. Bases 114 to 752 code for a protein of 212 amino acids.